UGGUUGAAGUUGCUAUCGGUCUACCGUCCCGAAGCCCCGCGAACGCAUACCGGCCGGGGAGAUAAGAUAACAGACGCGCUGAUAAACUAUCACGUGAGCGAGACGCGUACGGCAUGUCACACCAGCCUUCUUCCUUUUCCUUACUUGCAUAUUCUUCCUUUUCCCUCCAUGUUCUCUUGGCGGUGCUCCCGGAUUCCUCUAUCUCGGUCCCGUACGAAAUCACUAGGCUCUAUCAAAGAAGAGUCUGGAAGCCUUGAGGACGAACUAUCUUCCGAAUCUAAUGAAGACGACGGUGCGAUAGAAUCCGAUGGCAACGACUUUUCUGCACCAGCACAACGUUCCUCAUCACAGAUGACGUCAUGGUGCGACGACUUCUCUGAUGCCCUCCAGUACCUCUUGGAAAUGGAGGAAAAGAGACACUCCGGAUUUUGUACUUCCAUGAUUCGACAGCCGUCUACCGAACACUCAUUUUUACGCUCAUUUCCUCAAAAUAUUCUCCCUACCGCUACACCCAGCAUGGAUCGCAAUUAUUCUUUCUCAGCCGUGAGCCCUGCUUCGCAUAUCUAUUUCUCGCCAGGAUCAGAAGGCAAUACAAAACGUCCACGGGAAGACGCUCUUGAAGACAUUCGUAGUCCCAAAAGGAUUCAAAGUUGUCGCAGCCGAUGCUCUACCAUUACCGAUGAAACGACUCCUACGUUUAGAGGCUGGAAGCGCUCUCGUUCUGAACGAAAGGAUCAUGAUAUGCCUUCUCCGAGGAAGAAGGCCCGACCAACUCACCGCUCAUAUUCAGUUUCCCAGCCAGCAAGCCUACGUCGCGCGCAAUCACUCCGAGCUGACACUUUGUUGUCUUCUUCCUCAUCCGGCAGCUCUGGGUCGACCUCAAGCACAUAUACGCGCAUCAUCACACCGACUGGCACUUUUCAUAUUCCUCACCUCGGGAACUCACCCCCUGAUCCCGGUUGGAUACCGACAGCACCAUCAUCGCCGGAACCUGUGCCUGUUCAGAGGAACAACUAUGUGCAUCUACCACCGGAGCUUUUUCUCCCUUCAAGGUUCGGUGUUACACGUCCACUCCUUCUGCCCCACCAGAACAGAAGAAAAAGAGAAGGAAGAGAUAUGCCGCAUGAAACCGAGUCUCUCUUGAGGUAGAGAGGGCCGUGAUUUGGUCGUGUAGAUCUUCGCCUUCAUGGCGUCGCAAGGUGGCCUACGAUUCAUCAGUGAAAAGGUGUUCAUUAGCAAUGAUCGACAUACCUCAAGAAUCCAUCCUACAACUUUCCGCCGCAACUUCUGGCCUAUGCCGAUGGCGUUCUCCCAAUCAUCAAAUGUGGAGUUGUAACCGACGUUUAGCCUGGGCUUCGGAUGA
Molecule: messenger RNA, 1363 nt
Organism: Guyanagaster necrorhizus
Lineage: Eukaryota; Fungi; Basidiomycota; Agaricomycetes; Agaricales; Physalacriaceae
Exons: 5
Coding region: 169-1149 (326 amino acids)
Source: RefSeq, a predicted model, not a curated record